Molecule: messenger RNA, 1659 nt
Organism: Alternaria alternata
Lineage: Eukaryota; Fungi; Ascomycota; Dothideomycetes; Pleosporales; Pleosporaceae
Exons: 2
Coding region: 1-1659 (552 amino acids)
Source: RefSeq, a predicted model, not a curated record
AUGGCUCGCUCUGUCAUCCUCGCCACAGGCGCAUUACUCGCAAUCCUCUCUCCGCUAGCUCAGGCUAAGGAAAAGAACGAACUACGCACAUAUGCCUUCACGAGUGACGACUGUAGUGGAGCAACACAACGCGGCAACAUGGAUCUCAAGAUGGGCAAGUGCCAGAACAUCGUCGUCGGCGCCAACAGCAUCAAGCCCUUCCACAACAAGCAUGAGAACUGGAUCGGACGCAUAAACGAAGGCGGACCACCCUGCUUCAUCAGUACAUUCCAGCAUCACGGCUGCAAAGGCCCCGCAACGUCCACUGAGGAACUUCCUCAGGCCAUCUCCGAAUGCAUCUCACCAGUUCAUGAAGAACCUUUCCUCUCAGUACUGUUCGAUUGUUACCAACCUCCGCAAAUCUCGGUCCCAAAUCCCUACGUCGUUACCGAGACCACAUACUUCGAGUCUUCGGAGUGGGUUCAUACUAGCAACACUCUCACGCCCCUCGUAUCAACUACUAGCGCGAUCUAUCUCAGCACUCCACUGACUACAGUAACCGUCUUCCCUCAGAGCACAGUCACUGUGGUUAUGCCUCCGCCUGGACCACUCGAAACAGUCACUAUUCUCCCUCCUUCUACAAAAACGGUUACCGUCUACGGCGGAGACUAUGGCCAAUCUCACAUGCGUCGCUCUGAGCCGCCUCAGGAAUCAGGUGACAAAGCCACCCAGGAUCUUGAGCCACGUCACAAGAGCAAGUGGAAGGGACCUCGUAUUGGUGUAUGGAUGCUACACCCUUGGACAGCGGCAGUCAUUUGCUACGAAUGCUACGCAAAAAGCCCCGAUAACACGUUCAAGUUCGAGUGCCGCUCUGGACCGAAGAAUCCCGUCUAUUGCAAGGGCCCAGUACCUGAUCCGCAAGACCUGAUUACCGUCACGCAUACACCAGUUGUCACAGUGACAGCCGGUGACCCGGUCACCUCAGUUGUUACAGUGACAGCUACACGACCGCGACCAGUCUCCCCGGUCGCUUCACCAGCCGUUACUGGCCAGACUCUCUACACGAUGGUUGGCGGAAAACCAGUCUAUACAAUCAUCGACCAGUCGAUCUACACAGCUGAAGUUGGCCAGAAGGACGGCGAUCUCGAACCCCGCAAAUCGUUUCAUAGGGCUGUCAAAUUCGAUCACCCAUUCCAACCUGGCACGGAGAUGUGUGCAGAUGGCGAAUGGGAUGGCAGAGGAAAGGAUAGAGGCGAAAUUCGGAUCCAGAAGCCUAGCAAAGAUAUGAAGAGGUGCGACAAGGAUCAUGAGAUGCAGCUCAUCGAUGCCUCUCCACGGACAAGCACUCUCGAACUUCCUACGCGCACUAUCGCCAUCAGCACCUCCACCGUAUAUCCCUCGCCUGUCGUCACAGUCAAUCCCUCUCCACCUGUGGUCACUAUCACUACUGUCGUUGGUUCUGCGCCAGCGCCUCCUUUGGUCACCGUUACCACCAUCGUCGACCCUGCACCAAGUUACUCUAUUAUCACCACCAUCUUCGAUACUGCGCCAGCUUACUCUACUGUCACAACCAUUUUCGACACCGACCCACCUUGUUCCACGGUCACUGUCCUACCCAGUGUCGAUUCUGUGAGCUACACCACCAUCUACCAAGAUCGCCGUCGCCACCGCGAUCUGUAA